Messenger RNA from Linum tenue, 441 nucleotides. NCBI's taxonomy places the organism in Eukaryota, Viridiplantae, Streptophyta, Magnoliopsida, Malpighiales, Linaceae. The record is from the annotation of a GenBank genome assembly.
UAAUAGUACGUACAUGGCGAGUAGUAAAACAAUGGCAGCUGGCCAAAGUAGAAGAAUGGUUGGGGUACGACGUUGCAUGAUGAUGAUUAGCUUGGUUUUGUUGGUUGCUGCUCUAUUUUCUUCCAAGACGUGCAUGGCUGUACGUGGGGUUCCAUCAUAUCAUCAACAUCUCGCCACACCGGCUGGCAGUACUAAUGGGAAGGCUACUGAACAAGAGACUGCAGAGAAGAAGAGGAAGGCGGUGCGUCAUGAUAAAGACGACGAUGACGAUGACGAUGAUCUCAAAGGAUCCAAAUUUUGUGCACAUGGAAGUCUUUCUCCCCCAAGCGGCCAUGGCUGUGGUCGCUAGCUAAGUACGUCGUCGUCGUCGUCGUGUAUGUAUGGUUCACAUUCAAACAGCAUUGAACCAGCAUGGCUCACGAUCGAUUUGCUGCUAGCGAU